Lineus longissimus is the source of this 9033-nucleotide messenger RNA. Its product is annotated as ubiquitin carboxyl-terminal hydrolase 2-like. The coding region runs from base 240 to 2099 and encodes 619 amino acids. Lineage: Eukaryota; Metazoa; Nemertea; Pilidiophora; Heteronemertea; Lineidae. Gene Ontology annotation, biological process: protein deubiquitination. Gene Ontology annotation, cellular component: cytoplasm. Gene Ontology annotation, molecular function: cysteine-type deubiquitinase activity. The record is from RefSeq and is a predicted model, not a curated record. The transcript is spliced from 13 exons.
CUGUCAUGGCGGCGUAGGAAUUUUUCAAAAAAACAUAAAUAUUUCGUUCUAAAAACCACAAAUCCACAAUAUGUAGUGAUCUUAUAGGAACAGAUUUUGAUGAUCUUGGAUGAACUGUCAUUAUGAUCGAACAUCUUCAAUUAGCUUCACAAGGGACUGUGGAUCAGUAACAUCUCAAGUCAAGGUUUCCAGAGGCAAGUAGCCCACCGGGGCCGCAAGGUCCCCAAGGAAUUGUCCAGAUGUUCCGAGCACAGAUUAGUUCUCCGACGAGUUAUGGCGCAACCUCGGGAAUGUCAUCAUACAAAUCAUCGUCACCGAAGCCAACAAGACGUGUAACAACAUACACGAGCAGCUAUGCUGCGCCACCUAGCAGUGCUGGUCGGUACAGCCACAGGACGGAUAUGACACGAACUGGUGGAACUGGAAGGCCUUUGCCAAACGGGCCGGGUCCGCUUGACUCUUCAGGGCGGAAACUAGAACCUGUGAUGCUCAGGCCGAAAGGCCGCACAGGUGGACUCCCGCCUGGUCCAGUCAAAGCCGACCACAGCCAAAAGCCCUCAACGCUACCACGAAAAAACUCAUGGAAGCACAACGAUUGGCUGGAUGAAGAUUUCCCGACGCCGCGCUUGGACCCGACGAAGAAGUCCCGCAGCAUAGGUGAUCUGAGUCUAGCGUCUAGCAUAGACCGAAUGUCCGUGUCGGGGAAUUCCGUAUCUUCCACCAACAAAUACAGUAACUUUGGCAGCCAAAACAGUUUGCGUGAUAUUGGACGGCGCGACUCCACAUCAUCCAGAACCGGUUAUAUCGAGUCGAUAGCCACAGGAUACGUUCCGACUUCUACGUACUUUAAGACUAAUUCGGAUUCAUAUCGCUACAAUAAUGAAGAGAAAUCAAAAAUUACAGCGAAGUUUAUCCCGGACACGUCUACUCGCAGAGUAUGUGACCUUGAUCGUGAAUCUCCUGGAGGGACAUGUAGAGUGUCGUCGGGAUCGCGUGGAUCACCAAGUAGUCGAAUUCAAAACAUCUCCAGUAAUGCAAACGGUUUCGAUAGUUGUGGUUUGGUCGGGUUGCGGAAUCUUGGUAACACGUGUUUUAUGAAUUCAAUCCUGCAGUGCCUUAGCAAUACAAAGCCUCUCCUCGAGUUCUGUGCUAAUGAAGAUUACAUUAUGGAUAUCAAUACAUCUUCAAGUCAUAUGAAGGGAGUGCUAGUCAAAGCCUAUGCAAAUCUUAUGAAGGACAUCUGGAAGAAAGGACGAUCGUCGGGAACCGGGUACGUUUCGCCAACAUCGUUCAAAAGCAGCAUUCAGCGGUUUGCGCCAAGAUUUGUUGGAUAUAAUCAACAAGAUGCUCAAGAAUUUCUCCGCUACCUGCUUGAGGGCUUACAUGAAGACGUGAAUCGCGUACCCAAGCGGCCAAAACCCGAGCCACCAAAUGAAAAAGAGGAGGACCUCAUGAGAGACGGUGAUAAGGCUCUACUGUACUGGAAGAGGUACAUACGGAUGGACUACAGCAAGAUAGUUGACAUCUUUGUUGGACAGCUCAAGAGUACUUUGAAGUGCACCGAUUGUGGAUACUGCUCAACGACCUUUGACCCCUUCUGGGACCUGUCUCUGCCUAUACCCAAGAGGAGCACGUCGGUCAACCUGGAGGACUGCAUCAAACUGUUUACACAAGAGGAAGUCCUGGAUGGAGAUGAAAAACCGACAUGUGCAAGAUGUAAAGGGAGAAGGAGAUGUACCAAGAGUUUCUCUAUGCAGAAGUUCCCCAAGAUUCUCGUGCUUCAUCUAAAGCGGUUUUCCCAGGAAAGAUAUCGGGGUAAACUGACAACGUCCGUCAACUUUCCACUGAAAGAUCUCGAUCUCUCACCAUUUACUGCUGAUAAGAGUGUUGGUGGCGGCAAGUACAAUCUCUACGCAGUCUCCAACCACUCGGGUACAACAUAUUCUGGGCAUUAUACCGCUUACUGUAAGCACCCCUAUACUGGAGAUUGGCACGAGUACAAUGACAGCAGGGUUCACCCGUAUUCGGCGAGGAGCGUGUCAUCUUCGGAAGGAUAUGUGCUGUUCUACGAAUCAAUGGGCGCAUCAUCACGGUUAUGACCGCAAAAACAUUUAUCAAAGUUGCAGCCUGUCUCAAAAAAAAUGUUGGUUUUGCUAAUUUUGCAUGUAACCGAUUUUAUGCAAUAAGAUUAUUGCAGACGUGAUCGUCGGGUGGGUUCGAUGCCUUAUUAUGAGAUUGAACAGAACGUUUUAAAAAAUGUAACGAACCAAUCAUGUUUUAUUGUGAGGAUUGUUUUCUGUUGCACGAAAAACGUGUCAAGUUAUUUGCAACAUGGUGCCCCGUGCUUGGUCUAUAAGUAAGAAGGGCUAUUUUUAUUUCAAUGAUAUAUCAAGAUUACGACACAAUCGAAAUUAUUCCUUGGCACCAAUGAUGAUAUCUGACGCUUUCGUGUGUGCCUCUCACUUUUAGGGAGGAAUUUCUACAUAUCCACAAGAAGAUCUUUCAUCAGCGGGUAAAACUGGUAAAUAUUUGAUCACAGGUCAUCAGUUUCGGUCGCAGGUACCGAUGACUAACGCACACAAGCAAUUAUCAUCACAUGCAACUCAAAUCGCUUGUAGUCUAUCGAGAAAAUGUUUGUAUUUGUCUGUUUAUUAGCUGGAAAUGAAAUAGAGACUUUUCCCCUUCUUCUCAACAGCUUGACCUUAAAGGGUUUCGCGAACGAGAGGUUUUGUUACAGUGAGUUGCGAUUAUCAUUGCAUAAGACAAAAAUCACCUGUCUGCAGGUGGCUGCGACAAAAGACGGAUGUCACUGCAACACUUCAAUAAACAUCAAAUCCAGCACUGACCAGUUUCACCUGCAGACAAGUGAUCUUUUGUCACUCAUCACGGUGACAAUUAUCGUAUGUCGCUGCGAUAAAAAUCAUUCUUUUGCGGGGCACUUAAAUCUAUGGUGUAAUCUUAUCCUGACCCUCCUGGUGCUUUACAAUCCUGCUCAGAUAUUUAACUGCUAAGUUUCGAAUUUAUGCUGAAUUCUGCUUCAGAUUUUGUAAAAAAUACUUCCAAUAAUUUUUUUUGAAUUUAUGCAAAUUGUUGUUUUGCUGUGAGCUCCACACCAUGAAUCUUUCGGUGAAUUGAAUCAUUUAAGUAUCGGUACAAAAAAGGGUCAAUUAUUUCAAGUUAUGAAAUUUAUUUUCCACGUAAAAAUUUUCCUGAGAAUCUGAAAAGUAGGAAAAAGGAAUGAGAGAUUUUACCAUGAUUGAACUCGUUGCUUUCGUGAAACAUUUUCAGUGACAAAACUCGGUAGCCUCGGUUAUUGUGUUAUCAAUAUUGUAAGGUGCAGCGCCCCCUAUAGAGGCCAUGCAGAUGACAUCAUUACAUCAUUGAACAUGACGCCAAAUUAUAAUCCCACCGCUUUUUAAUUUGUGACCUUUAUGAUUCUCAAACUGCUGACUUUGAAUUUUGUAUACGUUGCCGGGAACCGUUACUGCUUGUGAGUCGCAUACGACUAUAAAAAGCGCUGUUGUAAAAGUUAUUUAUAGUUUAUUGGGAAUGUUUUGAGUUGACUCCAACAGGGUUUCCGCCAAGAUUAAAUUUGAGGGGAGCAAAAAAAAAUUUUUUUUUCUUAAAAAGGUUAUGACCCCUCCUGAGACGUUUUUUGGCCCUAAAACCGCUACAAUUGGCUCCCAAAUGCUCUUAUUUUACAUAUCAAAUCAUGAAAAUUACUCAUUUGACAGUAAAACAAACUUUAGUGCUCAAAAUUAAGGGGGGGAUAUCCCCCUUGAAAUAUUUUAGGGGGGGAUGAAUCCCCCCAUCCCCCCUCUGGCGGAAACCCUGACUCCAAGUCAUGCUUGAAGUGUCGUGAUGGAUUGUGUGUGGCAGAGCACUGUUAAAUUGAUACUAUGAUGUGAUUUACAACUUUGCGGAAAUACGUCCGUUUUUAAUUGUUAAUCACAAAUGUAAAGCUCAAAUUUUCCAUUUUUGAUUAGAUUUAUUAUAAAAUCGGUGAAUGUAAACCACCGCGACCGCGAAAAAUGUUCAUGUUGUGACGUCAUCAAUGAAAACGGCGAAGCGAGCCGUCCGAGCGGGAUUAAACCAUCAAUUUCUAGAAAAUGUGCAUUUCGAUUCGAAAACCUUACCGAUUUAUGAGAAAGUGACGUAAUCAUUUGUCAAAAACAGCUAAAACAUUAUAUGGUGAAAUUUGACAUGAGUUACCCUUUAAGUUCCGUAUCCAUCUGUAGGAAAUAAGUUGCAAAUCUCGAGUCGUGAAAAAAAUGGCAAAUGUUGAAUCCAUGUCGAUUGCGUGGGGGACAGGGUUCACAUUGACUUCUGCAUAAUUGGCUGGUGGUGAGGUUAGGGAUCCGUGUUGAUAUCUUCCUCAUCGGAUUUUAGCAUCGGUUAAGAAGUGUAACGAUUGAGACCACGCGAUAAUUGUGAUAAAAUCAUGUACAGUUAGUCGAAUCGUUUUAUAUUAUUGUUUUAUAACUUUGUAUCAUGCUGUGCAUAGUCUUCGUAAGUUAUGUAGUGUAAAUAGUGUACAUAUGUGAAUAGUGACUUAGGCGACCACACUUUUGUACUGUACUUGAGACGAUCACUUUGUACAUUGUAGAUUGUAGGCUAAUUUCGUAUCGUUCAGGCCCGGUUGGAGACAAGACCACAAUUGAUUUUUUAAGCCUUUUAGCAGUUAAAUUGUCAAUGUUUGACCGCGACGCAUCAAAGAAUGCGUCAAGUAGUGAAACUGAAAUUCGGAUAUGAUAUACGGGUUAGUCUUGCGAGUAACUGGUGCGAUUUAAAUUGGUGAUUGACCACGGAAAUUUUUUUUUAAAUUGACAAGUUUGACACAAGUUGACAUUUUUACCCAUAUCGGCCAUUUUCACUCCAAAUUUGAACCACCCACCUAUGGCCAGGUUGUCGAAAUUCAAAAUUAUUUUUUUACCAAACAAUUCCUUUAUAUCUGUAGACUUGCCACAGCAAAUAUUUUUUCAAUACCUCUCCAAAUAUGUACUUGAGAGUAAAAAACAUGCACUCGUCUAAUUGAUAGGCCUCGACCCUCCAACCUAUGAAUAUUCAUUAGUGGACUUGUCACGUUGUCUAGUUGACGUUCGAUAGAGAGAAUAGGGAGUUUCUGCAUCGCUUACGAUUACGAUUUCAAAGUCGUAAUCGUAAUACUCUCAAAACCGGCAUGAACCUAAAAUUUUGUUUCCGCAUUCACACCAACGACUUGGUGUACUGUAGUAUACAUGCUUCCCGAAAUUGGUGGCUUGCAUUGGAACUAACUUUUCCCCCCUUGUCCGUCAUCAAAGGCAUUCAAGUGUGUUGGUCUACCAUGACUAUCUCCUUUGUCCCUCUACCAAAAGGCCUAGUUUCCCCUUAUGACAUCACUAUUUCGGACACUCAGCGCCCCAUUUCUGGAAAGGUGUAUAGGCCCUAUACUCUGCUCUCAUGCUCUGGGUGCACUUUUCUCGGCGCUAAAACAUGAUCAAAAUCGCCGUUGAUCAAAUUAAAUGCAGUUCCUAUGUUUGACAGAUAUGUUCUAAAGUAUUCUUCAAUGAAUAUUUCACCUUGAAUUUGAAUGUAGCAUGGAAAAUAGGCUUGUCGCUAAUCCAUGUAAUCGUUUUUCGACUUACGAAGAUCAGCCGGAAUCCUCGUAAGAACGAGACGAAAGUACCAUCGACGAUUUCGCUGUGGAUGACGUAGCACCAAAAAUCGAUGACAUCAAACACAAAUCAUAAUCGUAAUCGUAAGCGAUGCGGAAACUCGCUAAUAGCACCGGUUGUCAAUUAGCAUUUGCAGUAGCAUUGCCAUUAUGUGCUAAUGUAGCUUGGAAAUUAAUUUCACUGAAAGUGACAACGUUAGUUGAGCUAAUACGAUUCGUUCGAAUGCCAAUUGAGCAGCUGGGUUGUGGUCAGUUUUAGAGAUUUUAAACAAAAUUUCGUCAUCAAUAUCAAAAUUUGUUUCAAAAUAUCAUGAUCAGUUCAAAUGUUUUUUUGAGAAUGAGAAGGGUGCCCCCUGGAACCGCAUAUACUGUUUGCUUCUCUUGUUAAAGGAGUACGCCGUUUGUAAUUCCUAGUGGUCCAGGAAAAUAGAAAUGCAGUUAUACACAAUGCCGUAGUGCAGUUAUUAUGCAUACAAAUUUGCUGAAACUUGGUAUUCAUAGUAUUUGUAUAUCUGUCUACACAACGGCAAUGUUGAAAUUUAUAUUUGGUACAUAUUUUCUAUAUCUGAAAGCUUCAAAUUCAAUUACAAAUUUCAAAUAUUUAACAAAUGGCGUUGGCCUUUAAGAAGAUCUUUCAGAGCAUAAACAAAAUACUUAAUUGGUCAGUAAUCCUAGUAAUCCUUUUAGGAAUUCCACCCCACCCCACCCCUUCCCAUUCAUAAAAAUUGAAACAAAUCAAAUACAUGUAGAUUCAUAUCUCUCAUCAACUUGAGCUUGUUUUGUGCUCAAAACUGUAUCUCGUUUAUAUUUGUUUGAUUUUAUUGCUAAACUGUUGACAUUAUCGUACGAUUUCAUUAACUGUUAUUUAUUCUUUUAACUUACAAUUUAUGUAUGCUAACUUCCCUAAUUUCAGUGGAUCGAUAUUAAAGGUGGAAUAUCGUGAGCCAUCAUUAUGUAAUGCAUUCUGUUACAACGUUCGUUAAAAAAGGUCAUUUAGCUCUUACAGACCAAAACGAUAAAUCAUUAGCCCUUUCGGAAACCCCUGGUCAUACACAUGUGUUUUUUCCUUUUCAUGAAAUUUAUCAUUGCAUCACAUUGGAGGAUACCUAUGACUGUUCUGCAUUGAGAAAGCUAGUGAUUUUGGUCAAAAAGCAAAAUUAUGACUCCUUAAAGUGAUACUAUGAUGUGAUUUACAACUUUGCGGAAAUACAUCCGUUUUUAAUUGUUGAUCACAAAUGUAAAGCUCAAAUUUUCCAUUUUUGAUUAGAUUUAUUAUAAAAUUGCUGAAUGUAAACCACCACGACCGCGAAAAUGUUCAUGUUGUGACGUCAUCAACGAAAACGGCAUCGAAGCGAGCCGUCCGGGCGGGAUUAAACCAUCAAUUUCUAGAAAAUGUGCAUUUCGGUUCGAAAACCUUGCCGAUUUAUGAGAAGUCGUAGUCAUUUGUCAAAAACAGCUAAAACAUUAUUUGGUGAAAUUUGACACGAGUUACCCUUUAAGGCCUAAAAAGGUGUUUUGACGUUUAAAACUUGGUUCUUUUUUAGAUCUGAAAAAUGUUGUAGAUUCUAAUGAUCUAAAAUCUACAACAUUUUCUCGAUUUUUUGAGAAUGGCCACAUUCAUCUACGGGGAAAGCUGAGGUAAAUCACGGCAGUAUGGGGCGGGAAAGAUAUUAUGUGUCUGUUAUUUGUAGUACAGUAGAACUUCCCUUACAUAGGACACCCCUGGGACUGUCAUAUGCUGUCCUUAAUAGAGAGGUGUCCUGAUUAGAGAGGUCAAAUUGAGUGGAAACAGCCAAUUUGGGACCAAAACUAGUUUCCAUAAUGGAGAGGAUGUCCUUAAAAGAGAGGUGUCUGCUAAGGGAGGUUCCACUGUAAACAUAAUUUAUUUUCUUAAAAAUAACAUUGUUAAGCUGAACUGUUGAAUCUGCUUCCGGUUUGUUGAAUUUUUUCUUCUCAAGCGCACUGCAAACAGGAAAUAUUUGUUGCUGCGAUAAAAAAGAUUGCUUGUCUGCAGAUAAAAAAUUAGUAAUCGCCAGGUCUUAUUGUGAUCGCAGAUUGCAGCCAUCACCGAUUCUUGUCACAAUAACCUGCAAUGAAAACUGCAGACGAGAGAUUUUGCAAACAAGCAAACUGCAAACAAGCAAUCAUGAUCGCUGCAACGAAAAUUGCCUGUCUACAGGGCGCUUUAUGAAUUUGCUUGAGUAAAAUGCUGUGGUGUGUCCCAUGUUGUUGCAGUCUCUAAUGGCUUUUGAAUACCCUGGUAAAGUAUACUGCGAAAUCCCCUUUAAAUAUGACAACACAGUAUCAUGUUUUGGUAUAAACAUGAAUGCAAACAUUUCACAAAAACAGAUCUUUAUUUUCACCCUUGAUACUUUCACUUUGCUGUAAAUCUUGAGAUUUUUGGGAGUGUUGAAAUUUUGCAAGUAAAUCGUAUAAUUUAUUUUUCCCUGUUCCAGUUUGUAGUCUUUCAAGUUUGCAAUCCGGAUAAAAAGAAAGUUUAGUGGUGCCACUGUGUGGUGUCCUCGAAACUGCUCCGAUUCAUGAAGGAGAAUGUUUCCCGCCUGAGGUUUUUACUGGGCCAUCCAAAACUCUCCCUUUAUGUAAGCGUUUGCUGCAUGUUCCUUUAAUUCGCCGAUGUUUUAAACUUAACUCAUUUGUAUCAAUCUAGCUGUAGAUUUUUAAGUAGGGCCUAUACUGUAAGGCCAGAGUUUUUUUAUUGUUUGGUUCUCUGGUAUUCAGCUGGCAGGGGGAGGGUCAGAGAAAAUUUUAAAAAUAAAAGUUUGUCUAAGGGAAAACACUUCACAAAUAUUUAUUUGUUUAUGCCAAUUUUGUUGAUAUCAAAAACUCUUGCUUGGGAAGAGGAAUGAAAAUAAACGUAGUCCUUUAUUUUUUGGAUUUGGAAACUUUUUGGGAUGGGGGAAUAAAAAUCAAAAUAAUUUUUUCCUUUAUGGGAUUUGACAAAAAUUUUAUGCCAGGGAUACCGUUAACCAAACCAUAAUAAAAAAACCCACCUAAACCUUUAGAAAUUGUAGCCUUUGUAAAUUUUCCAGUCAUUGACUAUCAGGGAUGUUAAUUUAAAGGGACACUGUAGGCAGGAGCCAGGUAGUUCAGAUCAAGUUGGAUGAGGUCGCCGAUAGGGGUCUCUGCUUUCUCACAGAACAUCGAAACGAUUCACGCUUGUUUGGGAAAUAUAUCAUUGAAUAAAACAUGAUCCAGUCGCCGAAAUAGUAUACUCAGAUACUAUAGUUCUAUAGUCAGUCGAUGACUACCAAUUUGACUCCCUAGCUCUUGCCUAUAGCCCCCCUUUAAUAGAAUGUGUAUUUGAGAACUAUUUAUUAUUUGAAUGGGAUUGAUACUGUUGCUAAUGAAAUAAAUCUCAA